Molecule: messenger RNA, 2712 nt
Organism: Cuscuta epithymum
Lineage: Eukaryota; Viridiplantae; Streptophyta; Magnoliopsida; Solanales; Convolvulaceae
Source: the annotation of a GenBank genome assembly
CUAUCAAUCCAGCAUGUGACGAAUUGAAGUAACGAGUAUUUAAAGGCCCAUUUUUAGUUGGGAAUAACUCUCGUAGUCUCAAGUUUUCAGGGAACUAAUUCUUAAAUAGACCACCCUAUACGAACUAUAUAAAUGAUGAACAUCACUGAUUUGCAUCUCUCAAAAAUUCCCACCUACUUCAGAAUCUCCAAAGUUGAGCCAGGCUCUACCUUCCUCCUCAAACUCCAUCCGCUCUCUGACAAACCUUCUUCCAUCCAUUUGGCAAGAAGCAGAGGACAACAUGCAGUGAUUAUAAGCAGGAGCGUCACAAUUAGUGAUUACAAUCAAAGUACGCAUCAAGAAAUAGUUAUGACGAGAGAAAAUAGUGAUCAAGUUGUUGAGCUUGUUGGGAUUAGUGAGGAGAUGAUGACGAAAAAACCGGUGACGACGACUACUAGGGACGGUGGUUGGGAGUCAAGAUCGGCGGCGCCGAUAGUGGCGAUGGUUGUCGUGCAAGUGAUAUUCGCAGGGUCACAAAUUCUGACCAAAUUGGCCAUCAAUAAGGGAAUGCUAGUGUUUGCCAUUUUGACUUACCGUCAUCUCGUUGCUGCUCUUUGCAUCGCUCCAUUGGCUUUCCUCUUUGACCGGAAAGUUGACAAGAAUUUGGAUCCAAAGGUUUGUCUUUGGACAUUUUUUACAGCUCUAACUGGGAUAACAUUGGGGAUGGGAUUAUUCUAUUAUGGUCUCAAGGAUACAAGUGCAACUUAUGCUACCAACUUUAGCAAUUUAAUUCCUAUAGUAACCUUCUUCCUUUCUGUGGUUGUUCGAAUGGAGACUCUGAAAUUGAACAGUCGAUGGGGGCGAUUUAAAAUUGUAGGUGCAUUCCUCUGUGUUGGAGGGGCUCUGGUUAUUAGUCUAUAUAAGGGAAUAUCGUUGCCAUUCUUUCAUUUCAACUCUCAUCAUAAGGAGGUUACAUCCAUUGUAAGCAAAACAAGUCAACAUUGGACACGUGGCACCAUUUUAUUGGUUUCUAGUUGUCUCGGUUAUGCCCUAUGGUUUAUUGCACAGGCCCGACUGCUAAAGGUACUCCCAUCAAAGAAUUUGGGAAAUUUUCUAACUUGCGUAACAGCAUCAAUACAAACAGCAAUUCUGGGGAUAUGUUUGGAUAGAAGUGGGAAUUCAUGGAGUUUAGGUUGGAAUGUGAAGCUAGUCAAUGUUCUUUUUUCGGGUGCAUUGGCUUCAGCGGCAUCAUUCUAUUUGAUUAUUUGGGCUGUUGAAAAGAAAGGACCAGCUUAUCCCUCCAUGUUUGAUCCUCUCUCUGUAGUGUUUGUGGCUAUUAUUGAAGCUAUAUUCUUUGGCGAGGAUUUCACAAUUGGAAUCUUGUUAGGAAUGAUACUCAUGAUUGCUGGAUUAUACAGUUACUUGUGGGGGAAAAGAGGCGAGUACACAGAUUGCUAGGAGUAUGGCCACAUCUUGGGACAUAUAUUUGGGGGUCCGCCUUGAGGAUGCCUUGGUUGAGAUAACAUUUUAUUGCUUUACGUGCUGAUGGCAUGGUCCGCUCUAUAUUGACUAUAAAUAGUAGUCGUUUAAUGUUUCUGAGUUGAUUGUACGUUACUGAGCAAGUUUUUGUGUUUUUUUUCUCCCGUUGAAUAAGCUGGUGUGGUAUUGCAAGAGAAGAUCCGUCACCCUAAGUGGCGGCUUUUGUAAUGCAAGAGAAGAACCGCCACUUGAAGCGGCAGCUUUUAAUUUGUACUGUAAGAGAAGAGCCGGAAAUAGUGUUAGCUACGUGGGUGUAGUCGGGGGAACAUGUGUUUGGGCCCAACUUCACAUAUUUUUGGAUGCACCAAGGUACUACUUAAAGCUCCUACUUUUGACUGCUGCUUCUGGGGAUAUUGGUAAUGGAGAAGCAAUUCAAGCAACCGAGAGCUCUCUAUGAUCCUUGGUGCGCUCUUGAAGACCAAGUCGAGGACAGUUUUGGUUGACAUCAUCAAUAAGAAUGGUUUGCAGAUGUUACACAACAUAAUGAAGCGAUAUAGGAGGGAAUUCAAUAAGACACCUAUUCUUCGAAAGCUGCUUAAGGUACUGGAAUAUCUGGCAUUGAGAGUGUUGGGUUAAGGGCCCAAGCCGAGGUCCGGCCCAUUAACCCCUUUUUACCAGACGCACGUCCAGUUAGAACUCAAGGCUAGCCCGCAAGCCCAUGUUCCUUGGGGAGGGACGAACGUCUGGAGUUGGGGGUUCAGGCCCAACGGCUCAUCCCGACGAACGUCUGUGAAGGGACAAGGAGCAGGGCCACGGGCCACCGGGGAUGACGACGAACGUCUCCAGAGCAAGCCUAUGGUCAUCGGAGGAACGCUAGUCCACAUGGUGAGUAUCCAUUAAGACCAGGAGACGAACAGCCGGUACCUCUUGAGGGUCACUUGGAGCGAUCCAACUCGCUUCCCGGGCGGAUGAACGUCCCCACUGAUUUGGCGGGAAACCUAGAUUCUGGCGGGAAGUGCAUUUAAUGCUGAAGAUUUGGUGGUUGGGGCACCAGCGGUCCACAGGCUGCCACGUCGGUAUAACCACCUGCCCAUUGGUGGGUAUAAAUAGAAGCAUUUAUUUCAUUGUAAAGGGUUGACAACUUUCUAUUCUUAGCAUUCUAGCUUACUUCCCUUGCUCGCAGCUGAGAUUACUGCCUAGCAAGACGAACGGCCGACAUGCCUUUUUUUUUAGCAAGUAGAUUGUACUUAGGGG